This is a messenger RNA of Anguilla rostrata (American eel), 4151 nucleotides long. Its product is annotated as ubiquitin-conjugating enzyme E2 R1-like. The transcript has 5 exons. NCBI's taxonomy places the organism in Eukaryota, Metazoa, Chordata, Actinopteri, Anguilliformes, Anguillidae. The coding region runs from base 451 to 1182 and encodes 243 amino acids. The record is from RefSeq and is a predicted model, not a curated record. Gene Ontology annotation, molecular function: ubiquitin conjugating enzyme activity. Gene Ontology annotation, biological process: protein polyubiquitination; ubiquitin-dependent protein catabolic process.
GGGACACAUAGAUCGACACAUUGUAGCAGCUGCAAAUUGAGGAGGGAGAGAUUUCUCCACCCAGCCGGACGUCCGUUCAUUUAUUUAUUUAUUUUUGUUGUUUACUUUAUUUCUGCCCCGAUUACAUAUUUUAAUCAUAGUUGUUGGAAUCUGGUUCGGUGUAGUUCCAAACACGUUUAGCUAGUUAACUUAAGAGCUAAACAACGAAGAACGCCGACGACAGAUUCGUGAGUACAGCAAAGCUCUAGCUUCGACGGGUUUUUGAGUUGUCAACGAGUGAUUUACGGGUUUGUUUUAUCUUUGUGGAAGACACUGUAAACUAAACGUCGGGAACAAACGUGCCCUCAGAACAAUAAGCUUUUUCGGUCUUGUUGAUUUAACUCUGUAGAUACAUAGCUAGCUGUUUUACAAAAGCAACGGGAUAUUUAUUUAGCCAGGUCGUAGCUGAAUAUGGCUCAACAUGGACAUCAUCAUGUAGCGAGUUCCCAAAAGGCAUUAAUGCUUGAAAUGAAAAGUCUUCAAGAAGAGCCAGUUGAAGGUUUCAAAAUAACUUUGGUGGACGAAUCGGACUUGUAUAACUGGGAAGUAGCAAUCUUUGGACCUCCAAAUACCCACUACGAAGGGGGUUAUUUUAAGGCCCGGAUCAAGUUCCCCAUCGACUACCCCUACUCUCCCCCGGCCUUCCGAUUCCUCACCAAAAUGUGGCACCCCAACAUUUACGAGAACGGGGACGUGUGCAUCUCCAUCCUCCACCCCCCCGUGGACGACCCCCAGAGCGGGGAGCUGCCCUCUGAGAGAUGGAACCCCACACAGAACGUCAGGACGAUUCUGCUGAGCGUGAUUUCUCUGCUCAACGAGCCCAACACCUUCUCUCCCGCCAACGUGGACGCCUCCGUCAUGUACCGCAAGUGGAGGGACAGCAAGGGCAAGGACCGCGAAUACGCCGAGAUCAUCAGGAAACAGGUGCUGGCCACCAAAGCGGAGGCGGAGCGGGACGGGGUGAAGGUGCCCACCACCCUGGCGGAGUACUGCGUCCGAACCCGGGCCCCGCCCACCGACGAGGGCUCCAACCUCUUCUACGACGAUUACUAUGACGACGAGGACCUGGAGGAGGAGGACGAGGACGAGGACGGGGACUGCUGCUAUGACGACGAGGACGACUCGGGGACGGAGGAGUCCUGACGCCCUACUCCGCCCCCCUCUUCCUCCUCCCCCCGAAGCCCCCCCCCGCCACACCCUUCGGCCACGCCCUCCCCCCGAACUGAACUAUUUGCGCCCUCUCUGCGGACCCGCACAGACCUCCUCCGCCGACCACGCCCGCUUCUUUAGACCACGCCCACUUCACAGAAAGACCACAGAGUUUAAUUCCAUUCUUCCCCAUUUUUUAAUUUCUGUUUUAAAUGCGUUUAUGUGCCGCCCCUUUGGCUCCUCAGCUACUUACGAUGUAUAACACAAACGGCUACCUACACACACACAUGCACACACACUCACACGCAUACACUCACACAGACACACACACACACACAUGCACACACACUCUCAGACACACACACACUCACACACUCGCAGACACGCACACAUGCACACACACUCUCAGACACACACACACACACAUGCACACACGCUCUCAGACACACAUACACACACACACUCGCAGACACGCACACAUGCACACACACUCUCAGACACACACACACACACACAUGCACACACACUCGCAGACACACAUACACAAACACGCUCUCAGACACACAUACACACACUCACACAGACGCACACACGCACACACACACAUAUUAAGGCCCACCUGGUUUCUUUUAUCAUUUACACAUUUUGGCUCUUUUGAAGGAGUUGAAGGAACAAAGGCUUGGACUGCGAUGGACUGUGAAUGAAUGAGUGUGUGUGUGUGUGUGUGUGUCUAUGGGUGUGUCUAUGUGUGCGUGUAUUUCUGUCUGCGUGUCUGUGUGUUUGCGUGUUUGUGGGUGUGUCUGUGUGUUUGUGUUUGUGAGUGUGUCUGUGUGUGUGUGUGUGUUUAUCUGUGGGUGUAUCUGUGUGUGAGAGAGUGUGUGUGUAUGCGUGUGUGUGUGCUCGCGCGUGUGGGUUAGUGAGCCACUAGAUCACCACAGAUCACAGCUCUUUGCGUGCAUUUGAAGUCUCUGUUGCUUCUGUCCUACACCUGGAUUGGUCCAUGGAGUCCCCUGCUCUAACGCUGUAUUUCUCACUUACAGUUAAAGGACGUGUACUGCAGCGACCAAAUCGGUUCUCAGCAUUGGCUGGUUGUGAAAAUGGAGGCUGGUAAUGUUUCGGAACGUGAACGUGCUUUUCUGUCUCCGCUCGAUAAGCGAGCUCGUCCUCCUGCCGUUUCUCUCAGCUGAGGGGUGAACGUAGCCAGUGAUUUACUGUCCAUUUGUCCCCACGCAGUUGGGAUGGUUCCGGAAGCUUACUCUGAUUUUUUUUUUUGUGUCUCAGUUCAGUUCACUGGUGAACCAGUCCAAACAGUGGCCAUGCCAGUUAUCCAGUCAUAAAACACUUCAGUUGGGUGUACAUCUGUGACCUCGUAGUCGUGCUGGUAAAUCUUGGUAAAGCAUUUGUAGUGAGAUUUUAAAAAAAUAAUAAUUCCCAGGGUAACAAAUACAGGUUUGCAGGACAGGCUAACCGCUAUCAGCUAAAACUGGAGCUCCACUUCAAGCUUAUCUCUUAUGGCUUCUUCUCAAGCGUACUUUUUUUAGGGCUUCUUUAAGUGAACUCCUCCUUUAAUCAUGUUGUGUUUUAAUGUGAACUGUCCGGCAGACGUAAGCUACGGCAGUAUAGCCGGGCUCUGGUGUGGUGACCUCACAGUGACCUCAAACUGCAGACGGUUUCGGGCAGUGCGCUGGCGUGGGGCGUUGGUUAGCGGGGCGUGCGGACGUCCAGGAGCACAGACGGUUGGCCUGCACCCGGUCGGUCGGUGCGUGGGGUUCACCUCCUAAACUUCGCCUUUCUGUGGUAACCUGGUUCAUUUAGUCUCACACACCUGGUACUGUGGAUCAACAUGGCUCCCUCUUUCCCCCCUCCUGAUACCUGGGGGCACUCAAAUCUCAACUAACCAGCUUGGCCGUUUCUCAUCCAGCCUGGAACAGUUACAGUUCAAAUGCAGUAUUCAAAAAGAAACAAACAAACAAACAAAAAAAAGAACACGUACUCUUUAAUUCCUUGUUGGCAAUAACAGUGUGUGGUAAUUGUUUCAGAAGAAGCAGAGGGAGAACGGUGGGGUAACGGAAGGAAUCGUUCGGCCUGUGAAUGACUAAUUGGGGUUGGGUUGGGAGGGGCGGGGAGGGGAGGCUGGGUUACUGUACUCCAGUAGGGAUGAAAGCAGCGCGUGGCGUUAGCCUGCUAGCCUGUUGUCCACUUAUUAGUAUUAAUGGUAUUGGACCUGAUGCGUAAGCCCGGUUUUAUGUGAUACGCGGGGAUGUGAAAUGAUGAUUUCUCCCGUUCGGAACGAAGGACAAAAAGGAUUUCCGUUUAUCUUCUGGCUCGCCCCCGGUCACUUCACCGUCGUUCUGUUCGUGACACGGGCUUGAGCGAGCAAAUAAAGUUUUUUUUUUUUUUUUAAGCAAAAAAGGGUCUUUUUUAGCUCUCUGGCUUAUCGUGAGAAGCCCUUUCAUUUUUGGCGUAAUCGUAGUACUCUCCUCUUGGAUAUCUGGGAUUUUUUUUAAAAACGAUUUUUUUGUGAAACUGCAGGUUGAUCAUUUACUCUCUAUUUUAUUAUUAUUAUUUUUUUUCGCCCAUCCUCUUUAAAAAAAAAAAAAAGGAGCGUUCGGUGGCAGAUUCAGAGGGAUCUUAAGCUAUGAUCUUUGGAAGCUAAAACCUCAGGACAAAAAACAAAAGACGAAACCAGUUCGUUUCUUUCUCUCUCUCUUUUUCCCCCCUCCCUCAUCAGGUCGUCUCAAGCAAGCUGGUCCCCAUCACCUCCGCUUCAGACUGUUUACAAUCUUUGCCCUAAUAUUGAUAUUGAUAUUGCCAUUGAUAUUGAUAUUGAUAUGCACAUGUGGAGAUUUUGACCAUCACUUGAUGUAUUUUGGUUUUUUUUUUCUCUUUGUAUUUUUUUUUUUUCUUUUUCUUAUGGUUUGUAAAUCUAUUUAAAACUUAAAAAUAAAGAUCUUUAUCUAAUA